Colletotrichum higginsianum IMI 349063 is the source of this 2205-nucleotide messenger RNA. RefSeq lists its product as uncharacterized. NCBI's taxonomy places the organism in Eukaryota, Fungi, Ascomycota, Sordariomycetes, Glomerellales, Glomerellaceae. The transcript has a single exon. The record is from RefSeq and is a predicted model, not a curated record. Bases 1 to 2205 code for a protein of 734 amino acids.
AUGGAGAUCGCAAUGUUGACCCCCGUUGCGGACUUUUGCCGCUUCGAAGAGUUCCCCGACACCUCCUUCGACGCCUUCGUUGACCCGGACUCCCUUUUCGACCUCGAUUCGUACUUUCACCUUGACGCCUGCGCCGAGGGGCUGGCUCCCGGGGCAGCAGCAGCGACGACGGAACAGCUGCAGCAACGACCGCAACAGAUGUCGAAACCAAGCACCAUAUCUGAUGGUCUGCCGACCAACCGGCUUUCCGAUCUCGAGUCUCUCUUCGGCGACGCCACUUGGCCGACGACGCCUCCGGCCUCAACAGUAAGCCCCGCCCAGCUAAUGCUCACACUACCCGGCAAGCCAUCAGACAAGACUACACAGCAGCAGCAGCAGCAGCAGCAGACCCUCGUGCUGCCGAGCAUUGAACCAACGCAGCUCGGGGAGGACAACGACGGCUUCGAGGCCCUCUUCGCCGAACUGUCCGGCCCAAUCGCCGACGCCUUUCAGCUGCCAACCGCGGCCACAACGCCCGUCCAAGACUGCGGCUCCCUCCUCACCUUCCCCACCGCGUCGUGGCCUGCGGGCGAGACCAAUAUCGUGUUCGAGUGUAAGCUAGAGGCCGGCGCGGAGGAGCUGGAUCUCUUUGCCCCUCAACCUCCCCUCUGUGACACACUUGGUACCUUUGACUCUUUUGACUCCUUUAACGUCUUCAAUACCCCCUUCCCCGAGAUCGAACAUAAGCACUCUUCUUCUCCGGCUGGUUUCUUUCAGACGUCCACCCAAGGCAGCCGUAACCUGUUGCACGCCCCACCUACUCCGCCGCUUGCCCAGUCGACCGAGUCUUUCGAGUCCUUGUUCCCCGAUUUAGCAUCAGUCUCGGCCGGCGAGAUCCCUUUCACAUUCGACGAGACCUCGGUAGAUUUGUUUUAUUCCCUCCCUCCAGUCGUGUCUCUGACCGCUCCGCAGCUGGAUGUCCCCCGCAGCGUCCCCUUCGCCACCGCCAGUAGCACGACCAAGCUCGUGCACCCGAAGCCCAAGUCGCCCAUGUCUGCCAGCUUCCUCCGUGGACGCAGCGAAUCCCUGGCGGAUGUCACGCCAUCCAGCAUCCUCGACAGCCAGGGCCUUCUGGAUGUCGCUGCCGUCUCGGCAUCGUACAUGACUCCAGCUCCCACCCCUACAAGGGACAUUGUAACGCCGGUAGUGGAUGGCAAGGUCCUGAAGCGCAUCCCGAGGCCGACCAAGGCCAAGGACGUGGACGCCUCGGACUGGUACGACGCUCUCGCCGAGACACCGGCCGCAUGGGGAGGCCACGACCCAAACAGCCCCAUGUUCCAGUACAACAAGGAGGGCGAGUUGUUGCCUAGCCUGCGAUUCUCCAGAGAGCAGAUUUUCUCCUACAUGAAGGGACGCAAGGACCAGAGUCUCCCGCUGACGCUCUGGAUUCAGAACGUCCCCCACGGAUGCAAGACCCGCGUUGCGGAUGACAGGCUGCGCGCGUGUCGUUGGUCGGGAUGCCCGGCCUACAAGGGUACUAUCCUCAAAGGGUUCUGGCGAAUCUGCUUCGACGAGCGGCCCGCCACGUCGGGAAAGCAACACGACCCGUAUCACAACGCGGGUUACAUGCAUCUAUGGUGUCUGGACCGCUGCUUCGAUCUCUUCGAGAUCUCCCACGCGUUCGACCUGAAGCCUGACACGCGCUACUUUGAGAAGGAGGAGCGCAACCCCAUGGCAAUGACGCGUGACCACGACGAGCUGAUGAUGGAAUUUGAGAAAUGGCGCACUUCGCAGAAGACGGCCUACGAAAAAUGGCAGAAGACGUGCCAGGCGAACAAGAUGCUGGGCCUCCCAACCGAGAACCGGUUGGUCGAGAGGGAGGCCAAGCUGUGGCACGUCUUGACAGCGAAGCAUCUGGCCCUCGAGACGCCUGUGCGGAGCAACAUGCGAAGAAAGAGAAACGGCAUCUCCAUUGACAAGCACAAGGGUGAUCUCGAAUGGUAUGUCGAAAGGGUCAAUGAGAGGAAGGUUACAAAGAAGGGAGAGGUUGCCAACUACGACGAGGUUAACACCGAGGAUGAGGGCGUGCUUGAGACUCAAGUGAGCAGCAGGCUGCGCAGCGCGAGCAACACGAAAAGGAAGUUUGAGGACUGUGAGUUGCACGCUGAAGACGGCGGCUUUCGGCCUCAGUCAUGCCGGCACAGCAAACGUCUGCGACGUACUUGA